This is a messenger RNA of Papilio xuthus (Asian swallowtail), 1031 nucleotides long. It is a transcript of the gene Tsen34, whose product is annotated as tRNA splicing endonuclease subunit 34. Gene Ontology annotation, cellular component: tRNA-intron endonuclease complex. The record is from RefSeq and is a predicted model, not a curated record. Bases 177 to 1022 code for a protein of 281 amino acids. Gene Ontology annotation, molecular function: tRNA-intron lyase activity; nucleic acid binding. NCBI's taxonomy places the organism in Eukaryota, Metazoa, Arthropoda, Insecta, Lepidoptera, Papilionidae. The transcript has 7 exons. Gene Ontology annotation, biological process: tRNA splicing, via endonucleolytic cleavage and ligation; tRNA-type intron splice site recognition and cleavage.
AAAUGCUAUGUAAUUUAUAAAAAUCAUAUUUUAAUUAAAUAUGGAAAUAAUGUUAGCAUUUGCUUGUUCUUUUUAUAUUUAAUGUAAAACAAUAAGUAAUUAAGAAAACUUCUUUUUAAUUUAAGUAAAUGUAUAUAUUAAUUAUAGGAUUUAAAUAAUUGUUAUGUCUUUCAAAGAUGGUACCAUUAUAUGUAAAAACUGGUGUGGCAUAUGUAUGGAAUGCUGAAGAUUGGCUAACACUCCGUACAAAAUAUCGUAUGAGUGGAGCUCUGAUAGGCACAGUUCCUUCAUUUCCUAGACAAAAUGAUUUUCAAGGACUACCUUUGGCUCUUAUGUCUGAAGAAUCAGCAUUAUUAGUCGAGAUGGGUAUUUGUGAAUUACAUAUUGCAAAAAAUUUAAAUGAUAGUCCUGGAGAAGAAGAAAAACUUAACAUAGAAACUUUAGAACAAAAGAUAAUAGAAGAGCAAAAUGAGGCAUUUAAGAAGAAAAAAAUUGAACAAUUAUCACAAAAAAUUGACAUUAUUCUAGCAGGAAAGAAACAAAAGUUACUGCAAAAAGGACUUUCUGAUGUGCACUUAGACAAAGAAACAUUAUUACAAGAAGAAAUUAAUAAGUUUCCUAGUUUGACAGCAUCACAAGCAUUGGUGCAUUUACCUACAGAACAUUCAAGAGAAUUAGUUACAGAAACAGUGUCAAUAGAUUUCUUGCAACCCAGUGUAGUGGAUAGAGAGGGUAGCAUCCGUUAUAACAUAUUCAAGGAUCUAUGGUUAAAAGGGCAUUACAUUACAAAUGGGUCUAAAUUUGGAUGUGACUAUUUAAUAUAUCCAGGAGACCCCGUGCGAUUUCAUGCCACUUACAUGGUCCGAUGUGUAUAUGACACAAUAGCUCCAUUCCGACCAACGAACUUGGUGGCUUUUGGUCGUCUAUCUGUAGCUGUUAAUAAAUUAGCUAUAUUAGCUUUCGCCAAUAGUUUUGGAAAGAUCGAGUAUCAAACACUUCAAUGGCACGACAAUAUAAAUUGAUAAAAAAUU